Messenger RNA from Chlorella variabilis, 1248 nucleotides. RefSeq lists its product as hypothetical. The transcript has 4 exons. Lineage: Eukaryota; Viridiplantae; Chlorophyta; Trebouxiophyceae; Chlorellales; Chlorellaceae. The coding region runs from base 1 to 1248 and encodes 415 amino acids. The record is from RefSeq and is a predicted model, not a curated record. Gene Ontology annotation, cellular component: nucleolus; preribosome, small subunit precursor. Gene Ontology annotation, biological process: maturation of SSU-rRNA from tricistronic rRNA transcript (SSU-rRNA, 5.8S rRNA, LSU-rRNA).
AUGAAGCAGCGAGCAGGCGGCAAGAAGUUUGCGCCAAGCCGGAAUGGCAAGAAUGGGAAAGUGGCGAAGCCUCCAAAGAGCGCCAGCAAGCAGAUCAGAGACGUGGAGCGACUGCUAAAGCGGCCCGACCUGGACCCCAAGAUGCGGGAGCGGCAGGAGGCCAAGCUUCAGGAGCUGCGAGCGGCGCAGGCGGAGCAGCAGCGCAAGGAGCUGGAGCGCAAGUAUGCAAUCCGCUUCUUUGAGCGUGUCAAGCUGGAGCGGCGGCUGCAUCGCCUGCAGGCGCAGCUGGCGGCAGCGCGUGGGGCAGAGGGUGGUGAGGCGGGCGCCAGCGCCGGCGGCGAGACUGCGCUGGCGCAGGUGCAGCAGCAGGUGGCAGCAGUGCAGGAGGACCUGCUGUAUGUGCUGCACUUCCCCAAGGGAGAGAAGUAUGUCUCGCUGCUGCGCCAGGCAGACGACCCCGCAGCGCAGGAGAAUUUGGAGGCGGAGCGUGCACGGCUGCGUGCGCUGGUGAAGCGCCAGCUGGCAGAGGCUGCCAUGCUGGCAGAUGCGGAUGAGGGUGCGGCGCUCGCCAAGGGUGCUGCUCGGGCGGGUGGCGCAGGUCUGGCUGAGCAGCACGAGCAGCAGGCACCUGCGCAGUCGGAUGACGAGCAGGAUGACUUCUUUCUGGGCAGCGAGGAUGCUGAAGAGGAAGAAAUGGAGGCCAGUCAGCGACAGGGUGCGGCGCCUGCUGGCGGGGCGCCUGCCGCAGCCAGGGGGGCAGCGCCUGCAGCUGCUAGCAAGCGGCUGGGGGCUGCGUCAGGCAAGCGCAAGGCGCAGCAGGUUGAGCCAUCUGAGGAUGAGGAGGACAGCAGCGACGAUGAUGCGAGCAGCAGCGAGGAGGAAGAGGAGGAGGAGGUGGAGGAGGAGGCCAAGGUUGCCAAUGCGGCGGGGUUGGACAAUAGGGGGCAGGGGCUGCAGCAGCAGCGCCAACAUGGCAGCAAGCUGUGGCAGCAGAAGAGCCUCCAGAAGCAUGGCAGCAAGCCGUGGAAGCAGCAGCAAGAUGGCAGCAAGCUGUGGAAGCAGCAGCAGGAAGGCGGCAAACCAUGGAAGCAGCAGCAGCAACGCGGCAAGCCGUGGAAGCAGCAGCCUGGUGGCGGCAAAACCCCGCAGGGUCGACCCAAGCCCGGGGACAAGCCGCCACCCCCAGACCCCAAGCAGCCGCUGCGCAAGCGUGACGAGGGCGGCAGGAAGCGGCGGAAGAAGAAGUGA